CUUAUUGGAUAAGAUCAACAUCAAAUUAUGUACAGUUGAGAGUUCAAGUUGUUAGUUCUCCAAAUCAAAGUCAUUCAUUCAUGUUUGUAUUAACAUUAAUUCAUAAAAGUUGUUGGAAAGUCUAUAUUUUAAGAUUAUACAGUUCAAGUUAUAUCUUGCAGGAAUUCAUUUCAUAUCUCAAACUCCCACUCCCACUCCCUCAGUUAUGAAAUGGUCGUAGUUCGCGGGUAUGAUCUUAUUCGCACUUACAUGUCGACCCCCCCUCAGACCCAGUCCACCUCGACUUCUCAGGCUGUUAUCACUGCGCUUGAAGCAUUAUGAAAACGAAUAUCGCAAUGUUAGGCGAUCCUCAACUCACACUAGUUCCCAUAGUGUGGGAAUCGAACAUGUCCGCAAUAUAGGUAUCAUUGCCCAUGUCGAUGCAGGGAAAACGACAACCACGGAGCAGAUGCUUUACAAUUCUGGGGCUUUGAAACGUGCAGGAAAUGUUGACGUAGGAGAUACCGUGACUGAUUUUUUACCUAUGGAGAGACAGAGAGGAAUUACAAUCCAAUCUGCCGCAAUCACAUUCACUUGGCCAUUAAAGGAGCGUCUGGCCCCGGGCAAAAAUCAGUAUAUCAUCAACCUUAUCGAUACACCUGGUCAUGUGGAUUUCAGGUUCGAGGUAGAACGCUGUAUCCCCGUGCUUGAUGGCGCUGUCUGCGUUAUCGACGGAGUAGAGGGUGUUGAGGCACACACUGAGAGAGUGUGGUCUUCUGCCCAAGAGUUCAAAGUUCCUCGUGUCGUCUUCGUCAACAAACUUGAUCGGGAUGGCGCCUCCUUCAAGAAGUCCGUACAGGACAUUGGGCUAAAACUUAAUGGGAUGCCAUUGGUUUGUCAGAUACCUUGGUGGGGCAAGGAUAGCAUACGGGGUGUAGUUGAUGUCAUAUCUCGUUCUGUCGUUAGUUGGAUGGGAACAAAAGAUCACCCUGAGGAGCUAUCGGGGAUCUCUCUUGAGGGUACCAUAAAGGACGAGACUGAACGCGCACGUGAGAGGCUGAUUGAACAGCUCUGCGAGAAGGACGACGAACUCCUAGAAUUAUGGACUGCCCAUGGAAGCAACCUAUCCGAAAUGAAUAUCAAACAGAGCAUUCGUCGUGUGGUUAAUUAUGGAGACGGGUCUUUAAUACCCGUCUUUGCAGGAUCUAGCUUGAAGAACAUCGGUGUUGCCGCUUUGCUGGACGCAGUCACAGAUUAUUUACCCAAUCCCCAAGAUCGUCCCGAGCUUGAGGUCCGGGUUAGACAGACACAGCAACCUCUAAGCCAGGUUCUUCAAGCAUUGGAGUCUUCCAAAAAGUCUCAACUCCGCUUCGAGGCUCUUGCUUCAGUUUUUAAGGUGGUCAAUGAUCCCCGCCGAGGAAUGCUAGCUUUCGUCCGAGUCUAUACGGGAAACCUAAGAAAGAACGCGCCUAUGUGGAAUGCUAACCUGCAAGAAUUUGAGAGGCCUCUCAGCAUGAUGCAAAUAUCCGCAGAACAGACUCUUGAGAUUCCCUACUUAUCUCCUGGCCAGAUAGGUGCAAUCGCUGGCCUGAAAGCUGCACGGACUGGAGACACAUUGCUAACCUUUGGCGCCAACAAAAAACCGCAAACAGAACUUGCGACAAUACAAGUACGGCCCCCCAAAAUUCCACCUGCUGUAGCCUUUCUUGUUUUGGAUGCAUAUAGUCCGACUGGUGCUAAGGCACUCGAGGAAGCUCUAGAAAACCUUUCGAGAGAAGAUCCCAGUUUGCGCUGGUUUCAGGAUGAGAAAACAGAACAGUAUACCCUUUCUGGGAUGGGUACGCUCCACCUAGAAGUUGCCCGCGAUCGUCUCCAGAAUCAUUACAAGGUCGAGGCAUAUUGGGGUUCGAUCUCGGUUGAUUACAAAGAAUAUUUAAUGGAGCCGACAGCCUCGCACCGAGCGGUCUUUGACAGGGUAAUAGCAGGAAAGUCUGGUAAGGCUGCCUGCUCGGUGGUCAUCGAACCUCUCGAAGACCACCAUCGUGAGACAUUAUCAGGACCCUUCAUCGAGCGAGACGGCAAUAUAAUCCAAGUCGUAUUCUCACAUGAGAGCCAAAUACCCGACGUUGAUGGCACAAGACAACAUCUCUCGAAUGGUGUAAUAGCAGCACUGACGAGAGGUCCCCGUCGAAACUCGCCGAUGCACCACUGUCUUGUCACCGUCUCAUACAAUCCCACAACGGACUCGUUCGGAUCAGCUCCAAGUUCCCAUCUCAUCAGCGCAGCGAACAAGGCGGUACGGGCCGCCCUUCAGGAAGCUUAUCAACAAAAAAUGAUCGGCAUACUUGAGCCUGUAAUGAGGGUCACGAUCGUCUGUCCCGAAGUCUCAGCGGGCGCAGUUCAACAUGACAUACACACCGUCCGUGGGGGGCACGUCCUCGAAGUCAAGGACAUACAAGAAAGCCACACAGAAGAAGGCGACAUCACUGACGUGGCCAAGAUCUAUGCUCCUCCCGAUCCCUACGAGUUUCAAACGACGAUACGGGAAACACAAACGGGCCGCUUACGAAAACUCGAGAUUACGGCUCUUGUGCCGUUUGUGGAGAUGCUAGAUUACGAUACCCUACUCCGGGGGAAAACACAGGGAAGACAUACUUUGACCAUGGCUCUGGACACCUUCGAGAGGGUCACGGGGCCCAGGGAGAAGGGGCUUUGAUCUACAUAGGUAGGUAGUUUCCAUUGGUAUUCGGUUGGGAGGUUAAGGCACUGAGAUGGCGCAUCAUCGUGGUAUGCCUCAUGCCCAUUUGCAUGCAUACUCCCUACGUACAUACUAUAUAGGUAUUUACAUAUGUACGUGGCAUGGGAGUUUUUAUGCCAAGUGGUAUAUCUCUGUAUGUAUAUACUAUACUCUAUGACUGUUCAGAUCAAAUUCAUCAAAGUGAUCAAAGUGAUCAAAGUAAUUAUUUCAUCUUCAUAUCAUUUACUACCUCCCGUGGACACGUGGAUCAAAGCGAUAUUGGCUUGAACUGCGGUGUAACAGAGAGCUACCAGAGGAAUAGCAGAGUAAUAUGCUGCCCGCAUGAUGACGGUGAAGCUCGUCUGUGGCAAUGCUACCUACAUAUGCAAGUACCAACAAUGGACAUCCA
Messenger RNA from Hypoxylon fragiforme, 3125 nucleotides. Its product is annotated as P-loop containing nucleoside triphosphate hydrolase protein. The coding region runs from base 230 to 2695 and encodes 821 amino acids. The transcript is spliced from 3 exons. Gene Ontology annotation, biological process: ribosome disassembly; mitochondrial translation. Gene Ontology annotation, molecular function: GTP binding; GTPase activity. The record is from RefSeq and is a predicted model, not a curated record. Gene Ontology annotation, cellular component: mitochondrion. Lineage: Eukaryota; Fungi; Ascomycota; Sordariomycetes; Xylariales; Hypoxylaceae.